Blumeria graminis f. sp. triticale is the source of this 2445-nucleotide messenger RNA. Lineage: Eukaryota; Fungi; Ascomycota; Leotiomycetes; Helotiales; Erysiphaceae. The record is from the annotation of a GenBank genome assembly.
AUGCCGGUCACAAAAUCGGCUGGAGAUAAAAUGGAUCCUGAAAGAGCAAGAUGUACGAAUAUGGACACCAGCGCUCCCAAAAUAUUGAUGCCUCCCACUGCUUCAAUAUUCGGCGCUCAGGCUCAUGAAAUAUCCAAAAAUGCAGAUCUUGCAAAUCUCUUCAAAGCAGAUCUCACAAGCAUUCGUAAUCUGGUAACUUGCUCUAUUUGUGAUCAGUUAUUAUUCGAGCCAUGGACGAUAAUGUGUGGACACACAUAUUGCUACUCGUGCCUGUGUAGCUGGUUCGGUCAAAAUAAGCGCAAGAAGUCCUGUCCUGAAUGUCGUUCCAAGGUAAAAGCUAUGCCGGCGCCCAGUUUUCUCGUCAAACAGCUAGUCGAAGUUAUUUUUAAGAGGUCUGAAUUAACUUUAGCUGAUGAGACAGUUGAACAACACCAACAAAAGCGCUCAGAGGAAAUAGCAAUCGUUGAAAAAGACAGGAUAUCAUCUCAAGGUUUAUUCAAAGGCAUGUUCGUUGUAAAGAAAAAAGGGCUUUGGAUGGACGAAACUGAUAGUGUCUUGCGAUGUUUUGCAUGUGGAUUUGAGUACGAAGGAGGUCCUGUCUGCUCACAUUGUGGAGAGCAGAUUAACAACAAUCAAAGCUACGAUAUGGAUCAGGGUAUUUUGGAAAGUGAGGAGUUUGGCUCUUUGGAUUUUGAUCUUGACGCUGAUUCAGAUGGUCGCUCUGUUAUGUCGAAUGACUCCAAUCUUUUUGAACACCUCCACGGUUAUAGGAAUUUCAUAACUUAUUCAUUAAGGGAUCUACAUCCGGGACAGGCCGUUAUUGGUUCAAACUUAACCGACGAUGGAAUUAUCGAAGAUACUGAGAGUGAGGCUUCAGAGCUUUCUGCAUCAGAUUCUUCUAGCAAUUCUGGGACCGACGAAGAUGAUGAUGGAAGCUCUCUACAAGAUUUUAUUGCUCCAGAUGAUGAAAUAGAAAAUGAUAACACCCAAUCAUACCAUGCAUCAGACAUAGCACAAGACCCUGAUGUUCAGUUUACAGGUCAAUCUCAGAGAUUUCGUCGGGGCGAAACAAUUACUAUAUCUGACGAUGACUCCGACGAGGGAGGAGCAAUAUCUAACCGUCGUCAACGACAGAGGCGUAAUAUAUCCUUUGCUGAAAACAAUCCUUCUCUAAGUCCUGUCGCAUCAGUCAUGACAGUUACUGAUUUGAGCAAUGUUGAGUCCGAUAUGGGCGAUCAUGGCAGCGAAGCGGAACUCUUAAGAUACGCUGGCUGGAGUCCAUUGGACUACAGUAAUGACAGCGAGAACGAUAGCCAAGAUUUCUCUCGAUUUGAGAACAAUCAUGUUGCAGGUUAUGAAGUCGAUAGUGAUAGUGAAACAAAUACCGAAAAAUUAGUCGACGAUGAAAGGUUCAAUGAUAAUAAUCGUUCUAGGCAAGAUGAGAGCAAUAAUUCAGAAACUCCGACUUACCGCUCGCCCAAUAAUCGAUCAAUUUCUCGUAGUUUUGGAUUUUCAAAUGUUUCGGACGAUGACUCCGAUUCAAUCGAUUCAAAUCUUAUGGACAGAGAUGGUGACACAAACAUGAAUAUAUCUCCACAAAUGUCACAAAAUAGCCGAAGCGCUAGCUCCUGCGUCUCGGGGUCACACUUCUUACAAGAAGAAAUUGAUCGAGAAACGUUUCCCUCCACAGAAAACCAGGCGCCUGCUCGGCAUAGAAUAUUUGGGCACGAUUCAGAGCAUCUUACGAGUGAUAGAAGUAGUAGCCCUCCCUUUGAUGAAACCUUUCGUAGGGAGCAUACUCGGCGAGCAAGACAAAUAUCAACGCAUCAUAUUGCAAACGUUCAAUCACGUCGUGGGUCGCUCUACAGUGCUAGUAGGACUAACCGAAGACAUCCUGCUUCAGGUCACCAAAUGCGUGCUACCCAUCAACCAACUAGCUCAAUAGAUCGUGUUUCAGGUGCGCGUAGAACCAGGGACAACUCAGGAAGAGAUGCUUUUCAUCAGACAACAACUCGUGGAAAUACAGAUCUACGAUGUGGUGCAUCAGAUGAUAAUAAUUUUGAUUCUAGCAUCAGAGGCGAAAAUAUAGGUGCUGCAAAUGAGAUUCAUGAUCUAGAAGAGGAGUCUGAUGAUUCAAUUCAACCUCCUACUCGACGUCAUAUAAGGCAAAAUAGUUCAGUCCGUUACAACCGGCGAUAUGAUCCUCGAAUUAGUAUAAUGUUUGCCGAACAUCAGGAAACUCUUAUCAAUAAUCAUGUGAGUGAUUUACAUUUGCCAGAUUCCAGCAGGACCGACGUGAUCUUAAGACCUCGACGUAUAGCUGUUUACCGAAACAUGUCGACACGUUGCGACGACGUGCUUAGAGGCUCAACGAUACCUACGAGAUCUACAGUUUCCUCAAGUCACCAGAUCCGACCUCUCAGGCAAAACUAUUCAAGGAUAUAA